GCUCGUGGGUUCGGUGUCAAUGUACGUUAUGUGGUGUACGUUGAUGACUGCGCCUUUGAUGGGAGAGUUUGUUGAUACGCCGAAGUACUCGGGGAAGGUCGGACACCACCUGUGCCACAUCCCCAUUAAGAUUCAACGUCUAUUGUUCGCGGGAGGGAAUAAGGAUUUCUUACCUAAAGCGGUUGCCGCCUUCAGUAAAACUAGUGCCUGACAUGGUAGGUUUGCCGCCAUGCAGCUUCGUCAGAUCCCACAGUGCGAACUUGGAACCAUAUGUUGCACCGAUGCUGUAAUGACGAAUGAAUAGAAUCAGCCGCUCAGACAUCAGAUUCGGCAGGAUGGAAGAUGAAAGCAUGAAAGAGACGGUCAUAAAACGGUUACUUACAUAUCUGCCGAGUCUGCUCGCCAAGCAACAGAGGCAGACCAUCUUUUGGAGACGCCACAGACGGCAUCUGAAAGCGCACGGGGCUCGACUAGUUCCACAACGCUUGCGUUCCGCCAACUCGUUUGUUCAUUCGCAGUCGGGUCCGAACGCCAGUCUAUCAGGAAGAUGGAACCUCGGGCAUCGGCCACUAGGAAUUCCUUGCUGGUACUCGGAUGGGACGAGAUGGAAGCUAGAGGAUGAGGAAAAGAAAAGGGAGAACCAGGGGAGCGGAUGGUGAUGGCAGGGUGGAGAUCCCAAAUCAUAAGCACUCUGUCGUCUAACGAUAUGUAAUCAGCACGCAAUGCAGUCCUCAAAACAAUGAAGUGUUUGUUACCAGACACUGUAGCUACAUAUCUUGAACUAUCUUCUGAAUGACCGCCACAGAAUGUCAUAUCGUUG
This is a messenger RNA of Somion occarium, 820 nucleotides long. The record is from the annotation of a GenBank genome assembly. Lineage: Eukaryota; Fungi; Basidiomycota; Agaricomycetes; Polyporales; Cerrenaceae.